Molecule: messenger RNA, 962 nt
Organism: Cryptomeria japonica (Japanese cedar)
Lineage: Eukaryota; Viridiplantae; Streptophyta; Pinopsida; Cupressales; Cupressaceae
Product: probable CCR4-associated factor 1 homolog 6
Exons: 1
Coding region: 71-871 (266 amino acids)
Cellular component (GO): CCR4-NOT complex; CCR4-NOT core complex; P-body
Molecular function (GO): poly(A)-specific ribonuclease activity; nucleic acid binding
Source: RefSeq, a predicted model, not a curated record
UUUUAAAUUCAUGCAUCUCUGUAAUACUUGUGGUAGGUGAAUACUUGUGGUGGGUGAAUCAGAAGUUAAAAUGGCGGAAUUUCAGAAGCGAGAUUCAGUUUUUAUUAAGGAAGUGUGGGCUUAUAAUGUGGAGGAAGAAAUUGAAGCGAUCCGAUCGGUGGUGAAGGAAUAUCCGUAUGUUGCCAUGGAUACAGAGUUUCCCGGAACUGUUGUGAAACCGACCCUGAAAUUUAGAAGCAAGAAAGAUUAUCAGUACAGCAAUAUGAUGGUCAAUGUAAAUUUGCUUUCUCUAAUCCAACUCGGCCUGACAUUUUUCGACAAAGAUGGUAAUCUGCCCGACUGCGGUACAGGGCAGCCCUGCGCCUGGCAGUUCAAUUUCAGGGAAUUUGAUCCAGCGGUAGAAAUCCAUGACCCUGAGUCCAUUAGUCUUCUCACACAAAGUGGUAUUGAUUUCAAGAAAAAUAAUGCGAUAGGUAUUGAUGCCAAAGGGUUUGCAAGGAUGCUGACAUUGUCUGGCAUUUUCUUCAAUGAGAAUGUUCACUGGAUUGCAUUUCAUGGUGUUUAUGAUUUUGGGUAUAUGCUGAAGCUCCUUACUUGCAGUCCAUUGCCGCCCAGUGGAGACCAAUUUUUUGAGCUUAUGAAAUUUUACUUCCCAAGUAUUUAUGAUGUGAAGUAUUUGAUUAAGUACUGUGAUGGCUUGUAUGGAGGGCUUAAUAGACUGGCUGAGUUGCUCAAUGUGCAGAGAGUUGGGAUUGCCCAUCAAGCAGGGUCUGACAGCUUGCUUACCUGCUCUGUUUUUAUGAAAUUGAAACAGGGGUUUCCUGAGACAUAUAUGGACAGAUUUGCAAAUGUGGUGUAUGGAUUGGGUUAGGGCAUUAGCUUUUCAAAGCUUUCACCUCUUUCUGUUCUGUAUAUUUUAAUUGCAAUUACAAAGCAAUUCAAAAUUGGAUUUCCCAGAAAAA